AUGGAGAUGGCCGCGGCGGCGAAGGGGCCUAGUGCCCCGGAGUGGCGGGUGACGGUGCCGGAGGGUGCCUCGGUGGCGGUGGAGCACGAGGCCUGCCGGGCCGCGCGGGCGUGGGCGUGGCUGGUCUCGUGCGUGCUCACGUUCAGGGACAGGGUGCUCGGGUUCGGCAGGCGUGUCUGGAGGAUCGGCGCCGACGACCCCAGGAGGGCGGUGCACGGCCUCAAGGUCGGCCUCGCCCUCACGCUGGUCUCCGUGUUCUACUACACCAGGCCCCUCUACGACGGCGUCGGCGGCGCGGCCAUGUGGGCCGUCCUCACCGUCGUCGUCGUCUUCGAGUACACCGUCGGUGGCUGUGUGUACAAGGGGUUCAACCGAGCCUUCGCCACGGCCAGUGCCGGUGUGAUCGCGCUUGGCGUGCAUUGGAUCGCCAGCAAGACCGAUGACAAGUUUCAGCCGUUCAUCAGAAGUGGCUCAGUUUUUGUGCUUGCUGCGAUGGCGACGUUCUCGCGCUUCAUCCCGACGGUGAAGGCGCGGUUCGACUACGGCGUCACCAUAUUCAUCCUGACCUACAGCCUGGUGGCGGUGUCGGGCUACCGCGUGGACGCGCUCGUGGCCAUGGCGCAGCAGCGGGUGUGCACCAUCGCCAUCGGCGUCUCCAUGUGCGUCGCGAUCUGCGCGCUCAUCUGCCCCGUGUGGGCCGGCCAGGAGCUGCACCGCGCCACCGUGCGCAACAUGGACAAGCUCGCGGACGCCGUCGAGGCCUGCGUCGAGGGCUACUUCGCCGCCGCCGCCGCCGGGGAGGAGGCGAAGGUCAACUCCAACAAGAAGGCGGCGGAGGGGUACAAGUGCGUGCUCAACUCCAAGGCGUCCGAGGACUCGCAGGCCAACCUGGCGCGGUGGGAGCCCGCGCACGGCAGGUUCGCCUUCCACCACCCGUACGGCCAGUACAGGAACGUCGGCGCCGCCAUGCGCCACUGCGCCUACUGCGUGGAGGCCCUGCGCUGCUGCAUCCGCUCGGCGGAGAUCCAGGCGGCGGCGGCGGCGGCGGCGCCCUGUCACGCCAGGCGGCACCUGGCCGGCGCGUGCGCGCGGGUGGCGGCGCGGUGCGCGACGGCGCUCAGGGCGGCGUCGAGCUCCGUGGACACGAUGACGACGUCGCGGGGCCUGGACUUGGCCGUGGUGGAGAUGAACGCCGCCGUGGAGGAGCUGCAGGCCGACCUGAGGGCGCUCCCGUCCAGGCUGCUGCUGGCCGAGGCGACGACGACGGCAGGGUCGGCGGCGGCGGAGCCCGCGGCCCCGAUGGUAGGCGCGGCGCAGCUGUUCACGAUCACCUCGCUGCUGAUAGAGGUGUCCCUGAGGAUCGAGGGCGUCGUGGACGCCGUCGACACUCUGGCGAACCUCGCCAACUUCGAGUCAGCUGCAGGCGACGAAAACGAAAAGCCCGCGAAAAACGUGAUCAGAGAGUCGGAAGGGAAUGGGACGAUGAAGACGCUUGAGCAGGCCUAA
This is a messenger RNA of Miscanthus lutarioriparius, 1506 nucleotides long. The record is from the annotation of a GenBank genome assembly. NCBI's taxonomy places the organism in Eukaryota, Viridiplantae, Streptophyta, Magnoliopsida, Poales, Poaceae.